This is a messenger RNA of Paramecium tetraurelia, 432 nucleotides long. RefSeq lists its product as uncharacterized. NCBI's taxonomy places the organism in Eukaryota, Ciliophora, Oligohymenophorea, Peniculida, Parameciidae. The record is from RefSeq and is a predicted model, not a curated record. The transcript has 2 exons. Gene Ontology annotation, molecular function: zinc ion binding; DNA binding.
AUGAAAUAGUAUAUUGAAGUUGGUUAUGCUCUUUCAAAUAGAGUGAAAUGUUAGAAUUGUCUUUAGAACAUUGUUAAGGAUGACAUCAGGAUAGGACAUGUAUUGACUCGACCACCUGGUUUUGGCUUUGACAAGAAAAUAUGGUACCACUUGCUUUGUCUAACUUCAAUAAAGGGAGAUAGAAAUCAAGAUUUGGAUAUAGUUAAUAUUCACAGUUUGAAGGAAGGAGAUUAACAGAAAGUGAGACAGAAGGUGGAUUAGAUAAAGAAAAGUAGCUACUAAAAAAAAGAUCAAAAGGAAGUGAAAUAUUUGUCCAAGUAGGAACACUUUCAAAAUUACGUGAAGAUCUAAAAGGAUUUGCAUUUUAAUCAAAAGCUACGUCAAUAGGCGAUGUUUUUUUAGAAGAUGGAUUAAACUGAUGAAUAAUGGUGA